This is a messenger RNA of Drosophila grimshawi, 1704 nucleotides long. Its product is annotated as cysteine sulfinic acid decarboxylase. Gene Ontology annotation, biological process: carboxylic acid metabolic process. Gene Ontology annotation, cellular component: cytoplasm. The transcript has 4 exons. The record is from RefSeq and is a predicted model, not a curated record. Gene Ontology annotation, molecular function: pyridoxal phosphate binding; carboxy-lyase activity. Lineage: Eukaryota; Metazoa; Arthropoda; Insecta; Diptera; Drosophilidae. Bases 62 to 1597 code for a protein of 511 amino acids.
CAAUUGAAGAGCUAACUGCAAAGGUUGUAGCAUUAAAUACUCUUAUAGUAAAGCAUAUAAAAUGGAUGGCACAAGUGAGACUCGUUCAAUGAUUGUCGAUGGAGUUCGCGAGGGGUUAAUGAACGAUUGGAAAAUUCUACAACAUGUCUUCAAGCUGGUGCAAAGGGACGAAACUCUCUGUGCCGAUCCGCAGCAGUGGAAGGAACAGAAAAUAAUCGACUUUAUGCAGCCGGAGGAGCUGAAGCAACAUAUAGAUCUGACAAUCAAGGAAAAGGAAUCAAGCACACUCUUGGACCUCGAGCAGAUCUGUCAACAGGUCAUUCGAUAUUCCGUGAAAACCUCACAUGGACGAUUUCACAAUCAGUUGUUUGGACAGUUGGAUCCCUUUGGAUUGGCUGGUGCUUGGAUUACCGAGGCAUUGAAUACCAGCUCCUACACCUUUGAGGUGGCGCCGGUUUUCAGCCUGAUUGAGACGGAGCUCAUAUCAACGGUUUGCCGAUUAGCUGGAUAUAGCCAGGGCGAUGGAAUUAUGUCACCAGGCGGUUCCACAGCGAAUAUGUACGGUCUGGUGUUGGCUCGUUAUAAACGCCUACCGCAUGUUAAAUCCACGGGCAUGUUUGGCUUACGUCCACUUGUGAUCUUCACCUCUGAGGAUGCGCAUUACAGUUUGAAGAAAGCGGCUCACUGGUUGGGCAUUGGAGCCGACAACUGCAUCGCUGUGCGCACCAAUGCCAGAGGUCAAAUGUCUCUGGCUGACUUGGAGGACAAGAUAAAGGCAGCUCAAGCACGCGGCCAUGAUCCGUUAUUUAUUAAUGCUACCGCGGGAACAACUGUGCUGGGUGCAUUCGAUGAUAUCGCUGGCAUUGCUGAUAUCGCGGAACGCCACGGACUCUGGCUGCAUGUGGAUGCCUGUCUGGGCGGUGCAGCAUUACUGGCCUACAAGCAUCGCUCAUUGCUGGCUGGGCUGCAACGGGCCGACUCCUUUGCCUGGAAUCCGCACAAGACACUCGGUGUGCCGUUGCAGUGCUCGCUGUUCCUCACUCGCGAGUCCAAUCUCCUGGCGCACUGCAACAGCAUUGAGGUAAACUAUCUGUUCCAGCAGGACAAGUUCUAUGACAUCACCUACGACACCGGCAACAAGAGCGUUCAGUGUGGUCGCAAAAUAGACGCCUUCAAGUUCUGGCUAAUGCUGAAAGCACGCGGAUAUGGAAACUAUGGACAUCUGGUUGAUCACGCGAUCGAAAUGUCCCGCCUGCUGGAGCAGAAGCUGCUCUCCCGUGCAGAUCGCUUCCGGCUUGUUCUGGAGCAGCACGAAUACUCUAAUGUCUGCUUCUGGUAUAUACCAAAGUCAAUGCGUGUCCAGAAUGCAUCCGAGGAAACGCCAGAGUGGUGGUCGCGCCUAUAUAAAGUUGCACCCAAAGUCAAGGAGCAGAUGGCGUACAGUGGCACCUUGAUGAUUGGCUAUUCGCCGUUGACUAGUCGCCAGUUGGGCAACUUCUUUCGCAUGGUGCUCACUUGUUUUCCCGUGCUCGAAGCUGGAGAAUUGGAUGUUAUCCUGGAUGAGAUUGAGCGACUGGGCGAGCUUUGCCAGCUUUGAUCAAAGGCAUCGUUAUUAAUCGCAUUAUUCCAUUAUAAUAAUAUAUCAAUAUAAAGAAAAGUGUAACACGUUUUUUGUUUCACGUAAAACGGUUUCCUUUUUAUAUA